This is a messenger RNA of Coffea eugenioides, 688 nucleotides long. Its product is annotated as immediate early response 3-interacting protein 1-like. Gene Ontology annotation, cellular component: endoplasmic reticulum membrane; COPII-coated ER to Golgi transport vesicle; Golgi membrane. Gene Ontology annotation, biological process: endoplasmic reticulum to Golgi vesicle-mediated transport. The transcript is spliced from 3 exons. Bases 165 to 398 code for a protein of 77 amino acids. The record is from RefSeq and is a predicted model, not a curated record. Lineage: Eukaryota; Viridiplantae; Streptophyta; Magnoliopsida; Gentianales; Rubiaceae.
AGCCCAACGGCCACCUCCACUCUCCUCUCCAACAAAACGCCCACUCCCCGGCGAUAUCCUUCUCCCUGCUCGCGGAAGCAUCAGUUAGCCUUCUCGUUCCCCUUCUUCUUUCACGCGUUCUUCUAAGGGUUUUUGAGGAGACAAUUUUGGCCUAAAAAUUGUAAAUGGGCUUGUGGACAUUGCUGGAAGGCUGCCUGCUUCUUGCAAAUGCCUUGGCCAUAUUGAAUGAAGAUCGAUUCCUUACCCCCAGAGGUUGGAGCUUCCAAGAAUACUCAGGAGCUCGGAGGAACUCAGUAAAGGGACAGAUUAUUGGCCUUAUUUACACAACACAAUACUUAAGAGUUCUUCUUAUUCUACUGAACACCCUCUGUAUUGUUAUAAAAUUUGUAUCUGGCUAAUGUUUCAUUGGAGAUCACUUGAAUGCUGUAUACCAUAGAUCUUGUGAAAGGAGUGUGCAUUGGAGGUUCUUCUAGGGAUGAAGCAUUUGUUAGGAUGUUGCUUGUUGGGUUAUGUAUUGCUGAUGUAUUUGAAAAUUUUCUGCAUUAGUUGACGGACGUCGGCUGUAUUUUCUGAAUUUGUACAAAGAGAGAACAUGCUGCAUCUCUUGUAGUAUCUUUCUUGAUUGUGAUAUAUGCCUUACGAUGUGAGGAUUAGUGGAAUGGUUCAUUUGGUUCUGUGCCUUUAUUUA